AAGCCUUAUUACAUGUCUGUGGGCACCAAUCGCACGUAGCCAUCGGCAUCGGUUAAUUUUGUAAACACUCGUGUUGCUUACGUGAGAAACGCCGCCUGAAACUUGUAUUUACCAACUUGCUCUCGAAAACAAGCAUGUGCCUUUAAACCAGGCUCAUAGCGAGCUAUUGGGAGCUUUAUAUCCUGAACCUUCUUGGUCACGCUCGCGUUGAGGACAUGAAUCCCGCCGCAGUGCCUACCCCCGGCGAGAGCUCGGACGAUGACGACCGGUGGAUGUCAGUGCACAAGGUGUUCCUGACCGAGGGUGCAGAAAAGGAGCCGGAUGUGGUCAUCUUCGGAGACUUCACGGUAGCAUUUCUUCAGCAGUCCGAGGUAAACGAGCCUUCUUUGCAGCUUUAUAUUACUUUUGUUCUGUCAUGUGGGAAGAUAAAGCAAAUGUUUGCUUUCUGGCAGGUGUGGGAAAAGUUGUUUGCUCCUUUGCAUUGCCUCAACUUCGGCAUUCCUGAAGAUCGGACGCAGAAUGCGCUGUGGAGGAUUGAAAAUGGCGAGCUGGACAACGUCGGCUCCAAGGUGGUGGUGCUGUCUGUUGGAUGCAACAACUCUGGCGACAGUCCAGAGGCAGUAGCAGAAGGCGUACAGGCCUGUACAGAGGCCAUUAGGAAACGUUUGCCCAAUGCGCAGGUGGUUGUGUUGAAACUGCUUCCCUGCGGCCAGAAAGCCAAUGCGCGGCGGGAACAGAGGCUCCAGGUGAACAACUUGCUGUCACGGGCGCUGAAGGGCCAGCCUGGCAUUCAGCUGGUGGACCUGGACCCAGGGUUUGUGCGUCCCGACGGCACCAUCAGCCACCACGACAUGUUUGACUUCAAUCACCUGAGCAAGCAGGGCUACAAGGCCGCCUUUGAACCCCUCGCAGAGCUGCUGGCCCAGCUCUUGAGGGAAGCCGCAGGGGCAGGCGACCCCGUCUCCACUCCCCAGGACGACUGAGGACGCCACGCCCCUCGCCUCUCUCCCUGCUGCGUCGUUCCACCUCGCCUCGUUCGCUCGCACGAGGCUUUGGAAGCCUGUCACGUGCACAGAUGGACAUUUGGGAAGUUGUGGGCGUCGCUCCAACCACUCCUGUCGAGUCCGUCGCUUCGGCUGAAUUGUCACAAACGUUUGCAUCAACUAGAACUUUCUGAUUUGGAUAGAGGGUGUGCUACUUCUCAGUUAGGCUUUGAAGAUAAGCUGGCAGAAUGUUUCUUUUCAGUCCUGACAAGCAUCCAGAAUGUUGCUAAUAUUUUUAUCUUGCUUUUUUUUUAUUGUUGCAGUUUCUUAUUUUUAUCUUUUCCAUGGGAAUUACUGUAGCAAUUAAAAGUGGCAUCACCUGUGUGCAUACAAUUAAUUUUGCAAAAGAUAAAAUUUUGUCAUAUCCUUACAUUGUUUCAUUUAUCUUAAGAAGUUAAUGAAUAAACAUAAGUGCCUCAGAUUGUUUUUCUCCAGACUUGUGUAAAUUAUUACUUCUUUUCUCAUGUACUUUUUAUUGCAUUGAAGCUCAUAGCUUACUAUGGGCUGGUAACACAUUUUUUGUCACACUUGGGGUUGGUAACUGCUUGCUGUUUAAACAAAAGUUGCAAAUGAAUGAAACUAUACACAUUGGUGUAUAUUUCUUGGGAGAAGAUGUUAAAAUUGAAAUGUUGUGGAAAUAUAUAAUGCUAUUUUUUGUCUGAUAACUGUUACAAUUUAUUCAAUUGUGUAAAUGUUUGUCACUCACUGGUGAAAGCUAGUGGACAGCCAUACACAUAAGUUAAACGUUUUCUUUAAGUGGCACAUUUUCUGCUUUACCUCGCGUUUCCUCAUGGCGUUUUGCGAAGUGUUGUUCUGUGACUUGGCCUUUUGCACUGUUAAAUGGAUGGGAAUAAAAAUUUCACUACGAGUCGCA
Molecule: messenger RNA, 1917 nt
Organism: Ixodes scapularis (black-legged tick)
Lineage: Eukaryota; Metazoa; Arthropoda; Arachnida; Ixodida; Ixodidae
Gene: Paf-AHalpha
Product: platelet-activating factor acetylhydrolase IB subunit alpha1
Exons: 4
Coding region: 216-983 (255 amino acids)
Source: RefSeq, a predicted model, not a curated record